CAUCUCUUUGCUUUUGGUUGGACCUUUUCGGCUUUUCCUCUUUCUCUAUUCUCUAUCCAUCUCUUUCUUUGUCUCUUUGUCUCUGGGUCCAAGAAUAAUUUGGGCUUAGCUGAAUGGGAACUUAGAGUUAUCUUCAUCCAGGAAAAUAAGGGAUAAAAAUCAGAGCUUUGGCUUAAAAAUUUCCAUGGAAAUUUCUUGACCCAUUUUUCUAGGCCAUAUCUUCUUUCAAUGGAGGUUCCGGGGGAGGAUGAGGUUAAAAAGGCAGAGGAUCGUAUGACAUCAGCCGCGGCUUUUGUUGAAGGAGGUAUACAGGAGGCAUGUGAUGAUUCAUGCAGCAUAUGCCUUGAAGCCUUCUGCGAAAGUGAUCCAUCCACGGUAACUAUUUGCAAGCAUGAGUUUCACCUUCAAUGUAUUCUUGAAUGGUGUCAAAGAAGUUCGAAUUGUCCAAUGUGCUGGCAAACUAUAAGUUUGAAAGAUCCUGCCAGUCAACAAUUGCUUGAUGCUGUAGAAAGAGAGAAACGUAUUAGGUUCACUCCAGCAAGAAAUGCCACAAUAUUUCAUCAUCCCACUCUGGGGGAUUUUGAACUGCAACACUUACCUGUUGGAGUUAAUGAUUCUGAACUGGAAGAACGCAUUAUUCAGCACUUGGCUGCUGCUGCUGCAAUGGGAAGGGCACGUCAUAUUGCUCGUAGAGAGGGCUCAAGGGGUCACUCAUCUGCUCAUGGUCGUCCACAUUUUCUGGUGUUUUCCACACAUGCUAGUGCCCCAGGUCCAGGCGCUGGUCCUGCUUCAGCUUCUGUAGGAGCGGAACCUGAGGUAGAUGCAACAGCCCCUGUUAAUGAUCCUUCUGUCACUCACCGAGCAAUCAGCAGUGAAUCAUUGCAAUGCACCCCAAAUCUUACUAGUGUUCCUAGUGGUCAACUCUCUGCUUCAUCAUCUGGAUCAGUUGCCAUGCCUAACAACCCUCGAGAUCUCUCCACUGACAAUAGAAGCUUGGCUCGUCAGGCACCAUCAGGUCAAGAUAGAGCAGGAACAUCAGAUUUCCAGUCUUUUUCAGAUUCCUGGAGAUCUCGUUUUAAUGCAAUGUCAAUGAAAUACAAAGAAUCUCUUUCAAAGAGCACAAGAGGAUGGAAAGAAAGGCUUUUUGCACGAAGUAAUUCCAUGGCAGAUAUUCGCUCAGAAGUUAGGAGAGAAGUGAAUGCUGGAAUUGCUAGUGUUUCCCGCAUGAUGGAACACCUAGAAACAAGAGAAAACAGUAGACCUGGUCCUGUUUCAACAUCAAAUAAUCCUCCAGUGACUGAGCAAAAUAUCCCUGGGAAUUUGGAUGAAUCACCAUUGAGUGACAUUUCGGCUCUUCCUGCAAAUUGUGUCUCGCGUUAAGUGGUGUACAUUGUUUAAGCUGUUGCAUCUUUCCUCAGCAUUUCAUCUUUGGAGGUUAUUAAAACUCGUCCUCCAAGUAUGAAAUGCUGAUAGAGGAUGCUUAUAUGGGCAGGGCAGAAUGUUGGAGAGAACCAUUACUGAUAGAUGAUGCCAAUUACGGAAAGAGAUAGCCUGAGGCGGAGCAGCGAUUUCUGCGUUAAAACGCUGUAAAUUUGUUUAUGCAAACUUUUGGGUUUGUUAUCUAUUGCACUCCAAUGCUUAUAGCUGUUGGACUGAAGUGGCAGUCUUCUAUACCUUUCUGCUUGAGAACUAAUUUUUCUCUAAUUCUAAGGCUGAAGGCUAAUGAGCCCAGCAUAUUAUAUUUGCAGGUAAA
Messenger RNA from Coffea eugenioides, 1753 nucleotides. RefSeq names its product E3 ubiquitin-protein ligase RHF2A-like. The transcript has 9 exons. Gene Ontology annotation, molecular function: ubiquitin-protein transferase activity. The record is from RefSeq and is a predicted model, not a curated record. The coding region runs from base 229 to 1380 and encodes 383 amino acids. Lineage: Eukaryota; Viridiplantae; Streptophyta; Magnoliopsida; Gentianales; Rubiaceae.